UUUUAUUCAAUAGCAUAAGUUUAUAUAUCACUUGUUAUAAACAUAUUUGGGCCUAACCUAUACAAAAGCCCAAACAUAAACAUUCAAUAAUAUACAAGGCCUAACAGUUACAUCGUACUGCACUCCCUUCAAGGCCUUCACCAGACUCUGUUGCUAAAGCUUUGCUUGUGCCAUUCUCAGCUAUUAUCUAUGACUGAGGUAAUUUUUUCUGUCUUCUAUGUUGGCAUCUGAAUCUGUUAGAAUUUACUUUAAUAGUAAGAUUAUUGAUUCUAAUGAUAUUCUUCUUGCACCAUGUGCAUAAUAUGGUUAUAUGCUUCUCUGUGCAGUAUGCUGCCUCAAACGUCAUUUUAGUCUUGCUGAUCAUUUUGGCACGUGCAUUUCAGACCGUGUUCCAGAGACACCAAACAGGAUCAGAAGAUAUGGUGAAGUGUAUGGUAACCAUAUUUUGCAAAUUGGGAGAGCCUCCUGCAGCAAACAUUGGUCUCUCAUCAUCUUCAAUGAGUGCAUUUUCUUCUCAAUAUCAAUGUGAUGAAUGGAGUGCAAGUUAUGGGAAAGAUUCUUCUUUUGAUACACGUCUGGAAAAUUCAUUCAAUGUGGAAGGGCUUAAGGAGUUUAGUGGUCCUUACAGCACUAUGGUUGAAGUUUCAUGUAUGUAUAGAGAAAGCCAGAAAUUGGGAGAUGUGGAGUAUAUGCUGCAGAAUUUCAGGUUAGUUUUGAUUCCCUCUUUCCCCACUGCUAUAGGCUUUCCUUCUUUCAUCAGGCGACUCAUCAAUCUUUGAUUUUUAGAUUAAGGAGGAUCAUCUUCAAAUUGGAUUAAACAUCAACAUGGAAGUGAGGCAAAGACAAGAAAGAACAAGAAAAAGCCAUCCAAUAACAAGGCAUGAACAAAGAAGCAUGAACAGAAGGCUGAUUCCACGCAUACAAGCAACAGAACAAGCAAAGCACCAACCUGUCUGCCAGCCCACCUUGCGAAUCAUGAAGAGCUUAGUUUGGUGCAUGUAUGAGCAUGGAAAUUCAAAGAACAUCUUCAUACACGAAAUAAGAAGCCAAGACUCAAAGAUACUAUGGAGAGCCCUCACAGAAACCACGAGAACAGCUGCAAGGUCACGUACUCGUCAGUUUCUGGAUAAUGGCUGAUCUUAGAAUACUUAGGCUAUUUUAUGUUCUGUUUUAAUCUUCAUGUAUGGCACGCGCUUUAAUAAUUAGGCACGGGGUUAGUUAUGUUUGUUAGACACCCCAAACUAGCCGUUAGAAGCUCUAUAUAAAAGGGCA
This is a messenger RNA of Amaranthus tricolor (Joseph's coat), 1272 nucleotides long. RefSeq lists its product as uncharacterized. Lineage: Eukaryota; Viridiplantae; Streptophyta; Magnoliopsida; Caryophyllales; Amaranthaceae. The transcript has 3 exons. The record is from RefSeq and is a predicted model, not a curated record. Bases 273 to 779 code for a protein of 168 amino acids.